Messenger RNA from Bombus pyrosoma, 507 nucleotides. RefSeq lists its product as uncharacterized. The transcript has 3 exons. The record is from RefSeq and is a predicted model, not a curated record. NCBI's taxonomy places the organism in Eukaryota, Metazoa, Arthropoda, Insecta, Hymenoptera, Apidae. The coding region runs from base 79 to 435 and encodes 118 amino acids.
GCCCCGUAUAUAAUUCGAUCUUUAGUUUCGUGCUUUAGUUUCCUUCUUGUCUUGCAAAGUGACUACCAAAAGGUCAAUAUGAUUCCUUUGAAGACCAUUCUACUGUUAACUAUGGUUGGUUUGCUGAACUUAUCGACAGUUGCACCGGACAGCGCAGGAAUCGUAGAGAUGGUGAACGGAUUGGCGUAUGGAGGCAUUCCCUACGGAAGCGUAACUGGAAUGCUGGCAAAGUAUCCAGGAUUCAUGAGACAACAAUUUAAUUCCAUUCAAGCUCGGCAAUUGAAUGGAUUCGGAAAUGUACAACCGGUAGUUGUCAAUCCAAAUUUUAGGGCAACGAGACUGGUAGGCGUGCAUCCGCAACCUGUGCAAGUUUACAAUGCUCGUGGUGUCGUUGCCCCUGGCGUUGUUGGCACGAUCAGUCACAUAGGAUACUGAGUUUCAUUAGUUAUAAAAAAUUUCCAAUAAAAAGUACAAAAGCUUUGACACUUUCAUUAUACAUCCCAAAAA